AUGGAGCCAGUCGGACUCGCAGUUGGCCUUGUCGGCCUUUUCAGCACUUGCAUGGAUGUUAUGCAGCGGGUUGACUCGUACAGAACCGCUGACCGCGACUCGCGACAACUCGACGCCCAGCUGAAUGCGACCAUGCAUCUCUUCGAGCGAUGGGGUGACGGUGUCGGCAUCAGUAAGGGCAAGCUCUCGGACACACACCACCCGGAUCUUGAUAACCCACGCACGUAUGCUGUGGUCCAGGGUCUGCUGAACAGCAUCAAGGACUUCUCCACGACUUCGAAUGAACCCACGAGCCCCAAGGGUCUUCAGAAGGCCCCGUCGUUUCCAGUAUCGGGGGACCUAUCUUCGCAUGGACCUAAGAUCUCGAGAUGGCAGAAGUCAGCAUGGGCGCUUCGCGGAAAGCUGAAGCAUACGGGCCGUGUCCAAGCACUUGCGGGCCUUGUGUCGGAUCUCUAUAACGUUGUUUCACCCGAUACUGCGGGCUCAAGCGCCUUAACACGAACUUCGAGCUUCAAGGAUCUAUCUAUAAGCGCAAGCGAGCCACCAUAUGCUGUUGAGAUUCGGGAGCUACUGCAGAAGAUUGAGGAGGAGAUGGAAGGCAAGCAAUUCGUUUCUGAUAAAAUACGUGAUUUGCACUUAUGGCUUGGAGCCCCGCCGCCAAAUGAUGUGUUCAGUGACUCAAACGACAAGCGUGUUGAAGAAACAUGCGAAUGGAUUCUCCGUCGUGAUGAGUUUCUGGAGUGGCAGAAACCUUCUUCCUCAAGCAAACUACUCUGGAUCAAAGGCCCAGCUGGGUUUGGUAAAACGGUCCUUUGCUCCAGAAUCGCUCAAGAGCUCGAAAGAGCCGCACAGGAACCCGUCGCGUACUUUUUCCUAUCAUCUAGAUACGAUGGCCGCGACGAUCCUUUCUUGGCCAUCCGAGCAUGGCUGGCUAUGAUGAUACAACACAGCCCGGCGUCUCGAGAUAUUGUGGCCAAGACCCGACUAUCAGAGCACGAGCCACUGGCGAGUCAAUCAAUCAUACUCCGAGCUUUCCGCGAGGUAAUCGAGGGCGUUCCAAGCUGCAUUCUUGUUCUGGACGGGUUAGAUGAAUGCACUGGGAUGAGCACUACAGACACAAGGUCCGUCCCUCAUUUCCUUCAAGAGUUAAGAAUAGCUAUCACCAAUUCUACAGCCAAACUUCUCCUCUCAAGCCGUUUCGAUGCUAUUAUUCAGCAAAGUCUUUCAGGUUUCACUGGAUACAGUGAAUAUACCAUCAUCCCUGACGACGUUAGGCCAGACCUAAUGGCGUACUCAUCUGAACUUGUAAAAGCAAAGCUACCUAACAAGGACGAGCUUACAAGAGCCUCGAUUGCACAAAAGAUGACAGACAGAAGCGAGGGUCAGUUCCAGUGGGUAAAGCUCCAAGAAGGAUCUCUAAGAAAGGGACGGAGCAGAAAGCAACUUGAACGAGAGAUUGAUGAGACUCCGUCUGGUCUUGACAGUCUCUACGACCGAGAAUGGAACAGGAUCAACUCAAUGGGGGAUUCGGAUAAAAAUAGAGCUCUUUCAUUGCUGCAAUGGACGGCGUUCACAUACAGGCCUUUGACAAUAUACGAGAUUACGGAAACCGUCCUUAUUACAGAAGACUUGGAAGAGUUCCCAUUCGAGGAGAUGCCAGAUUGCGUCGAUCAGGACUAUGUCGACAGUAUGAUCCUAGAGCUUUGCGGAUCACUGAUUGAAGUCCGUCAUGUCUCAUCGCCCGAGAAUAUCGAGCAUCCCGAACGCAUUCAUGAAUCAGGAGAGGAUUCUGUCGGCUUGCAAGAGGUUCACUUGUCGCACUUCUCUGUCAAGGAAUACCUUCUUCUCAGGACCUUUCCCGGCACCGCCACUUUGCUUUCCAAUGAGAAGCUUCGAGCUACUAAUGGAAAUGCACACAAUUUAGCUCUCGCAAAACAUUGUAUUCGUUUUCUAAACUCUCGUGGAGUUUUUGAAAGCGUUAAGAUGAACAACUAUGAAAGAUGGAAACCGCAAUUCGUGUUAUAUGCUGUGAAUUGGGGCUUUGUGCAUUGCCGAGAAGUCAAGACCAUGGAUCUCCAGUUACAACAGGCAAUCAUUACUCUACUCGAUAGUCGAAACCAGAACUGGCCCUUUGUGAGAGACCUCGUGGCGAUAUGGGCCAUGGGCGACGUUUCUCAAGAAAGGUCAAUGAGCCCAUCUGUAUUUUCAGCCUAUCAUGGAUUAACAGACACUGUGGCGCAUCUCAUAGGAGAAGGGAGCUUUGACAUGUAUGAUCGAGCAUCAGCCGAUUCGACCCCCUUAUAUUGGGCCUGUGGUUCUGGAAAGAAGGACACAGUUGAAUUGCUCGUUGACAAUGGAGCAGAAAUCAAUGCAAGAUGUCACCUAGGGCUCUCACCACUGCACAUCAGUGUGGAAGCCGGUCAAAAUGAAAUUACGGAAUUUCUUAUAUCGAAAGGCGCAGAUGUCUCAGUGGUCGAUGAUUACGGACGAACAGCGCUCACAAUGAGUGGCAAUACAGAGGUGGCUCGGCAGCUUAUCGACAGUGGAGCUGAUAUAUCUCACGUUACAACAGAUGGCUUCACACCGCUCUCGAUGGCAUCUAGAAGAGGACAUGUUGAGCUGGUCAAGCUUCUUAUUCAAAGGGGUGCCGAUAUCAAUCAGGCUGCAGCCAACGGUUACUCCCCACUUUUUAUCGCCGUGUGGUACGACGACUCAGAACUCAUCGAGUUACUGAUUGAUGAAGGGGCGAAAGUCGAUGAGAUUCAAUAUGAGGGCCAGAUGUUCUCAUUACUUGCUGUGGCGGCUGGUAAGGGAUUUCUCAACUCCGUGAAAGCUCUGAUCAACAAGGGUGCUGAGCCGACAGAAUUCAAACCAUUGUUUUUAGCAGCCUCUUAUGGUGCUUAUCUUGGAUUCUCAAGCUAUUUCGAUGCAAAAAAAGCUCCUGUAUGGCUUGAACCCCGCCGAUCACAUUAUCGCCAGGUACUAGAAGUGCUACUCCAGAGCGGCGCCUGUGUGAACACAAGCGAUUUGCUCGGCUAUACGCCGCUCCAUUGGGCUUCAUUCUGCGGCAUUAUCGACAUAGUGGAGAUUCUAAUACAGAACAGUGCUGGCUUGAGUAUUCAAUCAGUUGCUGGAAUGACACCACUUCAUUGUGCCUCACGAAACGGGCAUUUACGAGUAACACAGCUUCUAGUCCAACACGGAGCUGAUGUCGCCUCUAAAGACAAUCGUGGUCGUACUCCUUUACAUUAUGCCUGUAUUUCAGGAAAUCUUGAGGUUGUAAACCUUAUUAUAGGUUCAUCCCACACGCAAACGCUUGACGAGGCUGACCACUGGGGCUCGACAUCUUUAUCCCUUGCGGCAAGGUUUGGUUGGGUUGACAUCAUCAAGACACUACUUGAUGCAGGAACCGUAGAGGUCGAGUCCAGUGACAAGUUCAGCAGGACGACAACAUGGUGGGCGACAAGCCGCAAUCACGAUGCAGCUGCGAGGCUACUAGCUGGCGCAGAUGGAACUGACAUUGAGGAGGGGCAGGCUGUCCAAGAACAGAAGCCAGAGAUUGAAACCUUUUGCGACAUAUGCUGUUUAGAUGUCUCUGAUCAAAUCUUUGCACAUUGUGGAAUUUGUAUUGGUGGGGACUUUGAUUUGUGUUCAGCUUGUUUGAGCCUUGGUGGGCAUUGCUUUGAUGAGACACACGAGUUGGUUCCAUUUCAUGCAAAAGAGGAAGACAAGUAA
Molecule: messenger RNA, 3735 nt
Organism: Fusarium fujikuroi IMI 58289
Lineage: Eukaryota; Fungi; Ascomycota; Sordariomycetes; Hypocreales; Nectriaceae
Product: related to ankyrin
Exons: 2
Coding region: 1-3735 (1244 amino acids)
Molecular function (GO): protein binding
Source: RefSeq, a predicted model, not a curated record